Aspergillus melleus is the source of this 453-nucleotide messenger RNA. RefSeq lists its product as uncharacterized. Bases 1 to 453 code for a protein of 150 amino acids. The record is from RefSeq and is a predicted model, not a curated record. The transcript has a single exon. NCBI's taxonomy places the organism in Eukaryota, Fungi, Ascomycota, Eurotiomycetes, Eurotiales, Aspergillaceae.
AUGCCCUGGACAUACCGGUACUGCCCUGCCUCGAUCCAACUCCCGGAAUCCUCCCCCAUCGCCUCCUGCUGCCUCCGCUGCGCCGAGCAACUCGGCACCAACCCGGAAAACGAAUGCGUGCGGACCCACGCCUUCAAAGCCUGCGAGCGCUGCGAAACACUCAAAGCGCAGUGCAGGCCCGUCCCCGUGUUCCUGCAAGGCCGGGUCGAGGCUCUCCGCGGGAUCGAGGACAAAGAAGAGCGCAUCAAGGCGUGUCACGAGUUGACGGUGGAAGCGGAGACGUUUGAGCGGCACUGCCGGAAGAGCGAGAACGAGGCGAAUCGGUUGCUGAGGUCGUUGAAUCGAAAUGUGUUUCGGUUGGUGCAGUUGAAGAGGAUGAAGAUGGGGUUGGAUCCGUUGGGGCCGGAGGAGGAGGAGAUGGCGCCGAUGGUGGGUGGGGGGAGGGUUGUUUAG